Messenger RNA from Micropterus dolomieu (smallmouth bass), 3062 nucleotides. Its product is annotated as dynamin-1-like protein. The coding region runs from base 103 to 2148 and encodes 681 amino acids. Gene Ontology annotation, molecular function: microtubule binding; GTPase activity; GTP binding. Gene Ontology annotation, cellular component: membrane; cytoplasm; microtubule. The transcript has 18 exons. The record is from RefSeq and is a predicted model, not a curated record. Gene Ontology annotation, biological process: mitochondrial fragmentation involved in apoptotic process; mitochondrial fission. NCBI's taxonomy places the organism in Eukaryota, Metazoa, Chordata, Actinopteri, Centrarchiformes, Centrarchidae.
CCGUCCAGUGGGUGUUGUUGCAAUGGUGGUGUCGGUGGGACAUUGAAUGACUUUGGCUCCAUCGCGAAUAUAGCAGGUUUAUUUCAUUCAUAAACCGCGAACAUGGAGGCUCUUAUCCCCGUAAUAAACAAGCUCCAAGAUGUCUUCAACACAGUCGGUGCGGAUAUCAUACAGCUGCCGCAGAUAGCAGUAGUGGGGACUCAGAGCAGUGGUAAGAGCUCAGUGCUGGAGAGCCUGGUGGGCAGGGACCUGCUGCCCCGUGGGACUGGUGUCGUAACCAGGCGACCUCUCAUCCUCCAGCUGGUCCAUGUAGAUCCAGGAGAUGCAAGGAAAAAUGAUGAAAGUGGCAGAGAGUGUGAAGAGUGGGGCAAGUUUCUGCACACAAAAAAUAUGAUCUACACAGAUUUUGAUGAAAUCAGGCAAGAAAUUGAAAAUGAAACAGAGCGAGUAUCGGGGAAUAAUAAGGGGAUCAGCGAUGAACCCAUUCAUCUGAAGAUAUUUUCGCCUCAUGUUGUCAACCUCACACUGGUGGAUCUGCCAGGAAUCACUAAGGUGCCUGUGGGUGAUCAGCCUAAAGACAUCGAGCUUCAGAUUAAAGAUCUAAUCCUGAAGCACAUCUCUAACCCAAACUCCAUCAUCCUGGCUGUCACUGCGGCCAACACAGACAUGGCCACCUCGGAGGCCCUCAAGGUGGCCCGGGAGGUCGACCCUGACGGCAGGAGGACACUGGCUGUGGUGACCAAGCUGGAUCUGAUGGACGCCGGUACUGAUGCUAUGGAUGUACUGAUGGGCAGAGUCAUUCCUGUCAAACUGGGCCUCAUUGGAGUAGUCAAUAGGAGCCAGCUGGACAUCAACAAUAAAAAGUCUGUGGCUGAUGCCAUUCGGGACGAACAUGCUUUCCUGCAGAAGAAAUACCCAUCCCUCGCCAACAGAAACGGAACCAAAUACCUGGCCAGAACCCUGAACAGGUUACUGAUGCAUCACAUCCGAGACUGUCUCCCUGAGUUGAAGACACGGAUCAACGUCCUGGCAGCCCAGUACCAAUCCCUGCUCAGCAGCUACGGCGAACCCGUUGAAGACCAAAGUGCCACCUUGCUCCAGCUCAUCACUAAGUUCGCCACAGAAUACUGCAACACCAUAGAGGGCACGGCCAAAUACAUAGAGACGGCAGAGCUGUGCGGUGGAGCCAGGAUUUGUUACAUAUUCCACGAGACUUUUGGUAGAACAUUGGAGUCUGUGGAUCCUCUGGGAGGACUCAGCACCAUUGACAUCCUAACAGCCAUAAGGAAUGCAACAGGCCCGCGCCCGUCCCUUUUUGUGCCCGAGGUUUCCUUCGAGCUGUUGGUGAAGAAACAGGUGAAACGCCUGGAGGAGCCCAGUUUGCGCUGCGUGGAGCUGGUCCACGAGGAGAUGCAGAGGAUCAUCCAGCACUGCAGCAACUACAGCACGCAGGAGCUGCAGAGAUUCCCUAAGCUACACGAGGCCAUUGUGGAAGUUGUCACCUCCCUUCUGAGGAAGAGACUGCCUAUUACCAACGAGAUGGUGCAUAACUUGGUUGCAAUAGAGCUCGCCUACAUCAACACCAAACACCCAGACUUUGCAGAUGCCUGUGGGGUCUUGAAUAACAAUAUAGAGGAGCAAAGGAGAAACAGGAUGAGGGAGCUUCCCACUGCAGUGCCCAGAGAUAAGGCCCCAGCAGCAGGGCCCCAAGGCGAGCAGGAUGGCACUGGGAACUGGAGGGGGAUGUUGAAGAAAGGGGAUGAAGCCCCCGGCUCUGGACCUGGGAGCCCCCUUAAAGGAGCUGUCAACCUGCUUGAUGUGCCUGUGCCGGUUGCCAGGAAGCUGUCAUCACGUGAGCAGCGUGACUGUGAGGUCAUCGAGCGUCUCAUCAAGUCUUACUUCCUCAUCGUUCGCAAGAAUAUCCAGGACAGUGUGCCGAAGGCAGUGAUGCACUUCUUGGUCAACCAUGUGAAGGACAGCCUCCAGAGCGAGCUCGUUGGCCAGCUGUAUAAAUCUGGCCUCCUCAAUGAUCUGCUGACUGAAUCGGAGGAUAUGGCCCAGCGGCGUAAGGAGGCCGCCGACAUGCUACAGGCGUUGCAAAAAGCCAGCCAGGUGAUCGCUGAGAUCAGGGAAACGCAUCUCUGGUGAAAAGAUCUACAAAGGGAGCCGAACCGGAUCGGUUAUCGCCUCAUCAUGCCUAAUGGGGCGAUGCUCCAUGCACUCAUCAUGUCUGAACAUGAAGUUUUGGAUUUGCAUCCAUGAAAAUGCACUGAUCUGAUCCCUGCUCAAAUGUACAGUAGGUAUCGAAUUGGCUCACAAGCUAUCUGAAAGAAAUGUAAGUUAAUUUAAGUUGUUUAUCAAAAAAUGCUUGGUGUUGUCUAGAGUAUAUGAAAAUGCACCGCCUCUGUUAGCCAAUGUUCAAGGUACGAUUUUAGAAACCAUUGUUGCCACCUAUGCCUCCUGGAGGAAUCAAGAGUGCAACUAAGGGGAAAGUACUGUUUUUUUUUUGACAGACUGCGGUUAACCAGAAUGGAAAUGGACUUUUGUGUGAAGUGGAAAUUAAAGUUUUGAUGCUUUUUUGGCAGCUCCACAAAGCAUUCUUGCAAAUGUUUUUUCUCCAGGUUAUAAAAAAAAAUCACACAAACAAUAUUAUUCAUCUCCUCAUCUGCAACUUUUUCAUUUAGGAGUAGCUGUCAUGUGUCAGAAACCGCAGAACCUCAGAAGUCAUAGCAGGGAUUGGUUUGCUGAAUUAAAAUACACGUUGCUCCUGACUUAUAGCAAAUGUUAGUCCUUACACCUGUGUAUAUACUCCAUGACUUUUUUGCACUCUUGUUGCCACACUGUUCUGUAUGGAAAGUCCAUUUCAACACUGUAUUGCCACCAGAAUAUUUAUUUAUUAAUGUGUUAUUUAAUUGUGUGGAUAAUGUAAUGAGCACUAUUGCAGCUUGCUGCAGUAGGUCAUUUAAUUAUGUUUACAUAUCGCUGCCUACAUGUGAAAUAUAUGGUGCACUGUGGUUCUCUGUAUGGUUCCCAAAAGAAUAAAUAGAGCUAUUUUAUUGCCA